Messenger RNA from Drosophila sechellia, 1057 nucleotides. RefSeq names its product ouija board (gene ouib). The transcript has 3 exons. Lineage: Eukaryota; Metazoa; Arthropoda; Insecta; Diptera; Drosophilidae. Gene Ontology annotation, molecular function: zinc ion binding; DNA-binding transcription factor activity, RNA polymerase II-specific. Gene Ontology annotation, biological process: regulation of transcription by RNA polymerase II. The record is from RefSeq and is a predicted model, not a curated record. The coding region runs from base 18 to 1034 and encodes 338 amino acids. Gene Ontology annotation, cellular component: nucleus.
CUCCACUGGCGGCUUGAAUGAAUAAUUUAUCCGGUUUGCCUCAAAAUGUAAUCACCAUUCAAUUGCCUUUCCAACAGUCGAGUUUAGUGAUCGAGAUGCUGAACAACGUUUGUAGAGUCUGCGGAAGGCAGAAGAUCUGUGAGAAGAGCCUGAAUCUCUUCGAUUUGGUCAACCGAAAAUAUCUAAAGCACUUGCACAUGAUAAGCGGACUAAGAUUGGUGGAGUUGGACGAUGUUCCUGGUUUCAUGUGCCUUUGCUGUCAGGCGGAACUCAGAUCGGCAUUGGCAUUCCGGAAACUUUGCAUCAAGACCCAAACUAAAUGGCUAGCCAUCGAGGACGACUCUUCGUCGGGAGAUGAAGAUACCAAUGCCAAUUCGGAGCUGGAAUCGAAACAAUGCGCAUUCAGCCAUUUUGGGAAAGAGAAAGAAGGCGAGUUGAUUGCAGAAACCUUUCAGGUACUGAUUGAAGAGGAACCCAUAGACAAAACUCUGAUUCGAGAUGCGGAAGCGCAGCUGAGGGAAGAUGGAGUAGAUGAGAAGUGUGUACCGCCACAAAAGGUUCUCAAAGUAUCAACCAAACUGGAUGAUCAGAUUUACAUAUGCGAGCUGUGCGGGACUCAUGCCACAUCGAAACCCACUUUCCAACGCCACAUGAGAAAACACACAGGCGAACGACCAUUUGGCUGCAAGGACUGUGAUGCCAGGUUUCUCUCUGCUGGCGAACUACGUGCCCACCACCGUGUCCAUACCGGAGAGCAACCGUUUGCCUGUCGCUUCUGCGAGAAGCGGUAUGUCAGUUACAUGGGCCGGCUGAUCCACGAGCGGACUCACACCAACGAUCGACCCUAUGUGUGCGAAGAGUGUGGCAAAAAGUUCACCACUGCCUAUGUCCUGAGGAACCACAUGGUCAUCCACACGGGCGAGAGGAAUUUCCGGUGCGACAUUUGCGAUCGCUCCUUCCAGAGAAAGGCGCACCUGAUAACGCACACCAGAUCUAUGAUGCACGUCCAAAAUGUCAAGAAGCAGAAGUCAUGAGGGAUUACAUAGCUCGAGCCAUC